UACCAACCCGACUUUGACUAUCUUCCGCUUCUUUUGGCUCGGCUCAUCACUGAAGUAAAUUGGAAUGAGGAGCUACCAUGUCUUCGAGGAGUAUCUAGAGUGCUUGCUGAUUUUUAUGCUAUCCAGCCUAGACUGACGUCAUUUCUGACUAAGAAUAAACGUGGCAACGUCACUGAAGCUAAUGACAAUUGUCAACGUAAAAGCCUUGAUCAGCCUGGUCACAAGGAUGAUUGCGAAAAUCGCCUUGAAGAUAUCGAUGAAGUCAGUAGUGAGGAGGAACCAAUUCUAGAGGUUAGUGGUGAACCAUCGGCCAAGUUGAUGAAAACUGAGCCCAAUCUUGAGCAAGAUCUGGUUUCUGUUCAAUCAGAUGAACUGGACAAUGAAAACUCGCCUAAAUGUAGGGCAGAAACAAAACAGGACUCUUUAAAAACGACGAACUUUCGAUGGACCAUCGAAAAUGUUAUCCUUCCAACCUUGAAAGCCUCACUAUGGCCAACCAAAAAGCUGCUUUUCGGUGAAUCACAAAUUGAUGUCACUGAGGCUGCCGCUUUCUCCGAUCAAACGUCAUUGCAAAGCUCUCUCCCAUCAAUUUAUCGUUUGACUUCACUAAAUGACCUUUAUAAAGUCUUUGAGCGCUGUUAG
Protopolystoma xenopodis is the source of this 642-nucleotide messenger RNA. The record is from the annotation of a GenBank genome assembly. Lineage: Eukaryota; Metazoa; Platyhelminthes; Monogenea; Polystomatidea; Polystomatidae.